This is a messenger RNA of Monascus purpureus, 1632 nucleotides long. The record is from the annotation of a GenBank genome assembly. Lineage: Eukaryota; Fungi; Ascomycota; Eurotiomycetes; Eurotiales; Aspergillaceae.
AUGAAGAGACCAUGUAAACGGCCUCGUCUAUCCCUCGCGGGCGAUCCGGAAGACCCGCCAGACGACGCAGAUCUGGAAAGAGCUCGUGCGCAGAACGAUCUUCGGCUUAAGUCGAUUUUCGAGGAGAUUUUCGAGAAGUACGGGAAGGAUUUCACGGAUGUGGGAGAUGAGAUUGAUCUUAGUACAGGGAAGAUCGUUGUGGACAACGGACAUAUUUCGCAUAUGCGAGGGGAAUAUGAUGCUGGCAACAUAGCACUGUGGGAUUUCAAAGCCGAUAUUCAUCCGUCAGAUGGCCGAAGGCCUAAUGGUGUCUCGGUCGAAAACAUCACUCAGGAUACUAACGGUGGAUCAGCAAUUAAUCUGCCAGAUAAUGCGGGAAAUCAGGCAACAUCUGGGUUUACAUUGAAUGCAGAUUUUCAAGCUGCGGUAUCAGGCCCUAAUGCAAAAGAGAUCCCGCGGGAGAGGCAAGGAGAGGGGACGCACGGUAAUGCUGACGAUGACGACAAAGCCAGCAUCGAUUCCUUGCUUGAUACUGCCUUCAGCGUUUACCAGGACCCGCAACAUGCUGCAGAGCAUGUAAUGGAUGCCGACGAUGGUUCCACCGCAUUCAGGAAGACUCUCAUUUCGGAUCUUCCUCGAUAUAUUGGCGAAAACGAACACGUGCCAGUGGACCCAAUAUGGCAUGUCCCUGAAAUCCCUGAACGGUUCUCAACGCCGGCUUCUGCGAAGCAGUCUAGUAAACCAGUUGAUACACUGAACACAGCACGAUCUGCAUCCCCACCGGGAGUAGGCUCUCUGUGGGCACCUCCCUCAGAGCGUCGGGCGAACACAAACGUCUCAAAGAAACGCGGGAGGAAAAGUGCUCUUUCUGAGCAGCCACGACGCAUACACUAUUCAAGUCCUGUCGUGCAGGAUUGGAAAUUUGCUGAACCACCGGAUGGGAGCGAAUCUGACGAUCCCUUACAAGAGGAGUAUCAUGCAUCUCCGACUCCAAAGAGACCCCUUUAUGUCGGAGGGAAACGCACCGCUCCUGCGGAUCUAUAUUACUGCAGCUAUUGCAGAAUGUCUUUCUCUCGUCGCGAAUACAUAUUACACCUUGAAUCCGUUCUAUCGUCUAACGAUGAGAAUGGCUCUCAUGAUCCUACAGGAGUCCAGGAGAUGCUAGUCUUAAUGAAUAACACGGGUUCGGAGCACCGGUCUACGGCAAUUGAUCCUGCCGUUUCCGUGGCCAACAAAGCUGCAUACGAAUCAAAUUACGGUCCCGCCAGGGAUCAGUCUUCUGUCAAAAGUAACAAGCGGUUUAGGAUGACACCGGAUGAGGCACGGCUAAUCAUUAACAUGAAACACAUCCAGCAAAAGAAGUGGAAAGAGAUUCUGUAUUUUAUGCCUGGAAAGUCUUUAUCGGGUUUAAUUGGCUGGAAUAAACUACAUUGGAAUGACCGUCUGCUUAAUCCACCUCGUCAUUCAAAGCCAUGGUCAGAAGCAGAACGGGAAAAGCUAAAUAGCUUGAAGGACAAACAAGGUCUUACCUGGUCUACUGUAAGGAGUGAAUUUCCAGGUCGCACACAUGCGGAGCUUGAAUUUGAGUUGCUGCGUCUCUGGGCGGGGGGUGAGAUUGGGAGCUGCAACUAA